GAGACUUUCCUGUCACUGGAUACUACUACUCCCAGCCCUCCUCAAAGCCGCCGGAGCAACCCCCUGGUCUUUAGUUUACAAGUGGCAAUUUGACUUGCCCUGCUGCAUGUCUGGAGGGACCGUGGAAAGUGUGGAGACGCCCCGGGGAUUAAGCGAUCGCAGCUUAAAAAGAAAAAAAGCCAAACAAAUAAACAAAACCCACCCACCCUAACAAACAUGAGGCUGCUGGAGAGAAUGAGGAAAGAAUGGUUCAUGAUUGGAAUAGUGCUGGCUAUCGCUGGAGCUAAACUGGAGCCAUCUAUAGGGGUGAAUGGGGGACCACUGAAGCCAGAAAUAACCGUCUCCUACAUUGCUGUUGCAACAAUAUUCUUUAACAGUGGACUGUCAUUAAAAACGGAGGAGCUGACCAGUGCUUUGGUGCAUAUAAAACUGCACCUUUUCAUUCAGAUCUUUACACUUGCAUUCUUCCCAGCAACAAUAUGGCUUUUUCUUCAGCUUUUAUCAAUCACACCCAUCAAUGAAUGGCUUUUAAAAGGUUUGCAGACAGUAGGUUGCAUGCCUCCCCCUGUGUCUUCUGCAGUGAUUUUAACCAAGGCAGUUGGUGGAAAUGAGGCAGCUGCAAUAUUUAAUUCAGCCUUUGGAAGUUUUUUGGGCAUCGUUAUAACACCCCUGCUACUGCUGCUUUUUCUUGGCUCGUCCUCUUCUGUGCCUUUUACAUCUAUUUUUUCUCAGCUUUUUGUGACUGUUGUGGUUCCUCUCAUUAUUGGACAGAUUGUCCGAAGAUACAUCAAGGAUUGGCUUGAAAGAAAGAAACCGCCUUUUGGUGCUGUCAGCAGCAGUGUGCUCCUCAUGAUCAUCUACACCACCUUCUGCGACACGUUCUCUAACCCAAACAUUGACCUGGAUACAUUCAGCCUUAUUCUCAUACUGUUCAUGAUAUUCUCUAUUCAGCUGAGUUUUAUGCUCUUAACCUUCCUCUUUUCAACAAGGAAUAAUUCGGGUUUCACACCAGCAGACACUGUGGCUAUCAUUUUCUGUUCUACACACAAAUCCCUCACACUGGGAAUUCCAAUGCUGAAGAUCGUGUUUGCAGGCCACGAGCACCUCUCCCUAAUAUCUGUGCCCUUGCUCAUAUACCACCCAGUUCAGAUCCUUCUGGGAAGUGUGUUGGUGCCAACAAUAAAGUCUUGGAUGGUGUCAAGGCAGAAGGGAGUGAAGUUGACGAGGCCAACAGUAUAAGAAGGGAGGCACUCAUUAUGCAGCGAUGUAUAUAUGUACAGGAUUGUACAUACAAACAGUUCUGAAGACUUGUACUUGUGAAUGUUGUUUCGAUGCAUAUUUUAUUUUUUUACACAAAAAUAUGAUAUAACAGUUUAAGUGCCUUAAAAUGUAUUUGACAGGAGCGUUAUUUCCAAAACCUACUUUGUUGGUUACUGCCAGGGGUGGUACCAUAUUUUGGAGUGGUUUAAUUUUUUUUUUUCCAAACACAGGAAACCAUGAUCGUGACAAAAAGCAAACAUGCUUUCCUCGUACCACCUUUGGUGCAAUACAACCCUUCACUAGUUACUGUGCUGUUUGAAAUGAGGUCACACCAUCAGGAAAAUCCCUUCUGAUGACAGUGAAAAUUUCCAAAGUCUUAUUCAUGAAUACUUUGAUUUACUCUGUGAUUCUUUGUUUCUACAACUGUGACAUGUCUCUUCCUUAUCAACUCAGCAGGGGUCAUGGAUUGCAUAGAUGCAGAAAGGCAUAAGUUAUCUGCAUUUCUUGACAUCAUUUUUUAGACAUUCCUUCAGAUAGUUUCCACACAGAAAUUCCUCAGUCCCAUUAUAAGAGAUUGUGGUGUUAUAUGUCUUAAAUUUAUUAUAAGCUGCUUCAAAGAAAGAGCCUGAUGUUUGAGUUAUAAGUAAGUGAAGUUUUGAGGUAAACUACAGGACAUGUAUUCAGGAUUUUUAAAAUUAUGUUUCAUUUAUUUUCCCUUUUUCUGCCAUAAUUUCUUUCUUAACUGUUUUCCAGCACACUUGCAAACUCCUAACAGCCAAAUAUGAGAUGUAAAAAUGUUACAGUCAGUUUGAGAACAGCAACAGUUAAUGAUGGAUUAUAUUCACAUUCCACAACUGAGACCAAAAUUUUUUCUUGUUACACAGAUGUCUGAGCACAAAUUGCCCCUUUUAGCCAGAAGCAGCCUGUUCCAUCCUUGAAUUAAGCACACUUAAAGGCAUUUGAGACGAGUUAUUAAUGAAAAUUUCCUUGGCAGAUUUGACAAAUGUUUGCAACAUUUUCUUAAAAUUAAAUCAUAUUGUUCUUAUGAAUAAAUAAAAAUAUAAAGGUCAUGGACACAAACAAAUGUUACAUAUACACAUUCUGUCUAGCCAGAUGGAAAGAAAAAUGGGCACAGAAAAUGCAAAACCAUUCAUUAACCAAAAGAUCAAAUAAAACAAGUCCCCAGUUGGGCAUCAGCUUUCAAAGGAGAAUUCAAUCUUGGCUUCCACUGUGGCUGGAUGAACUUUCACUGGACCCAAAUAGAGAAGAAAGCGAUAUAGAGAAUUAAAGGACACUGUUCCUCUGUUUCCUGCCCAGCAUUCUGUCACGUCCUCUCUGCAUGUCCUCUCUUGAUUUGACAGACAGUAUUGGCAUCCUGGGUCACACUGACGCUGACUCUGUGGUCAGCAACAGAAAAGAUCCUUCCUUAGAAACUUACCAGGUUU
Molecule: messenger RNA, 2705 nt
Organism: Odobenus rosmarus divergens (Pacific walrus)
Lineage: Eukaryota; Metazoa; Chordata; Mammalia; Carnivora; Odobenidae
Gene: SLC10A7
Product: solute carrier family 10 (sodium/bile acid cotransporter family), member 7
Exons: 12
Coding region: 217-1239 (340 amino acids)
Cellular component (GO): plasma membrane
Source: RefSeq, a predicted model, not a curated record